This is a messenger RNA of Antechinus flavipes (yellow-footed antechinus), 633 nucleotides long. RefSeq names its product gastric inhibitory polypeptide (gene GIP). The record is from RefSeq and is a predicted model, not a curated record. Gene Ontology annotation, biological process: response to glucose; regulation of fatty acid biosynthetic process; response to starvation. The transcript is spliced from 6 exons. Bases 91 to 501 code for a protein of 136 amino acids. Gene Ontology annotation, molecular function: hormone activity; glucagon receptor binding. NCBI's taxonomy places the organism in Eukaryota, Metazoa, Chordata, Mammalia, Dasyuromorphia, Dasyuridae. Gene Ontology annotation, cellular component: extracellular region.
AGGAAAUAUAAAGGGACUGAAGUUCAGUAGUCACCAACAGAUUCCCUUGAAGCAGAUUCAGAAAAAGCUGAAGGAAACAGGGUCGGGAAAAUGAUGAAAGUCAAGACUUUCUCUCUGAUGCUGUUGCCUCUGUUCUUGGUAAUGGUGAGCAGUGCUAUGGAGGAGGCUCACUUCAGAUCUCAUCCCAAAGUUGGUGGCCCUUGGGCUCGAGGACAGCGCUAUGCUGAGGGGACCUUCAUUAGUGAUUACAGCAUCACCAUGGAUAAGAUCAUGCAACAGGACUUUGUUAACUGGCUGCUGUCCCAGAAGGGAAAGAAGAACAAUUGGAGACAUAAUAUCACUGAGAGAAAAGCUGAUGGUACAGGAGUAACAAACCAAGCCAACUGGAACCUAAAGAACAUGGAAAACUGGAGCAACCUGUUAAAGGACUCCUUCCCAUCUGACGAUCCGAAGAAUAAGAGAAUGAAGGAAUUGGCACUGGCAUGGUUGAUUUUAUCCUAAGGUUUGAGUGAUUCAACCUUAACACACCUCUGGACUUGAUUCUACUGGAAGAAAAACUUCCAUGUGAAAAUUCUGUCUACACUCUUCUUCACAUAUUCCAAAGAGAAUAAUAAAGAUUGGAGAUGAAAUGAA